AUCACUUAGUAGAGCGUUUGCUGUACGUUCAAUAGGCGUCUAAAUACUUAUUCCAUAAAAAAUAACUUUAUUACUUCAUUGAGGAUAAGCAAAGAAAAUCUGGCGAUUCAUAAUAAUAUAAACUUUUUAUUGUGAAAACAUUUUGGUUAAAUUUUAACCAUAUGAGAAUGAGAUAAAAGUUUUUCAUCAAGUUUUGGGCGAAAGUCGGUUUUCCAGUGAUGAACGUAAUAAAAAAGCUGCAACUAGCAGUACUUAUAAGAAACUUGCAGAUCAAAGGAAAAGAACGUUUUGUAGAGUCCGUGGAAGGUUCGUAGAGAGGAGGUUAGAUAAAUUAUGUUAUCGCAUUUUAUUGGACUGUCUUUUGUGUCCUUAACGUUGUGCACUUUGUUCCAACACGUUCCGAAACGAGGACGCAACGAGCUUACUGAAUUAAUGAAUGAAGUUUUAAACGAUCCUUUAUUGAAAAUAUCUUUAAAGAAAAGGAACGCAUUACAACAACAGGCGGUAAAACCAGCAUAUAAGAAAUUAAGUCUAAAGCCAAAGGUGAAAAUAAGUUAUAAAAACAAUGAAAAUAAGAUAGGUAACAAACCUUUGAAAUCUAAGAUGAAAUACUUUAAUGUAUCAAAUCUCAAAACAAACUAUAAAAAACCAAAGAGAAGCGAAAUUUUACAUGUUCUAAAAAGAGGCAACCAAUCAAACGUUAAUGGAAAUGGAACUUUGAUAGUCAUAGAUUUUGAUAACUUUAAUUUAGAUCAAGCUGGAAGGAAGCGUUCCGAAAUUCAAAGUAUUGUUCCAGAUGAUAACCUAGGUUACACUAUUGUUCUAAACAAUAACGGUAACGACGACAGCGAUACUAAAAAAGAAAAGAUCUUUGAUGAACUAAAAGAACAUUUUAGUGAAAUGGAGGAGCAAUUUAAAGAUUUAGUUGAUCAAAGUAAUAGUUUUAAAGUUAAAGAAGAGGUAUUUUCUAAAAAGAAUGAAGUUGAACAAAUCGGACGUGAGAGAGACGAUGUACCUAUUGAUCCUGAAACUGAUCAUUUUAAAAUGAUUGAUUUAAAGCCCAAGUUUGUGCCAUUUGGAAAAUUGGCGGGACAAACUAAAGAUUCUGAACUGGAUGCAGACAUUGACAAGCUAAAACACGUUAAAGAAAAUUUAAAGUUAUUGAACGAGGACGAAAAUGAAAGCUCUAAUGCGACAUUCAAAAAACAAAAACAGAAUGAAUUUAAAAGUUCAACACCAGAUCCAUCGCAUUUGUAUAAAAACGACGAAAAAAGUUUGACGGAAGAUAAUCAGAACUUUAAAAACUCCGAAUUCGAUAAAGAGGAAAAAGAAAAUUUUACGAGUAAUCAAAACGUUGAGUCGUCAAAAACUCAAACAGUUAAUAAAAACAUAGAAAGUAGUCUAGAAGUAGCAAGACAUGUUGAUAACAACAAAGAAAGCAGUUUGGAAGUUGCAAGACUUGUUGAUGGUUUUAAUCAUUCUAGUUUCAAAACAGAAGAUAGUAUAAACACAAAAUUGACAAAUAUUUCACAAGGUUUGAAUGGCGAUAAAUUUUCAAAAUCAGAUUUUAUAAGCGAUGAUGCAAUCAAAACCGAUAUACCUGAUUAUCCAGUAAAAAACAAUGAGCAAAGUCAAGUGAGCAAAGCUGCAAUUGAUAAUGAAAGUCGAAUCAGCGUAGCAGGAAUUGAUAAUGAAAGUAAAAUGAGCAAAGCAGGAGCAGAUAGCUCAAAAGAUUUUGCUGAAAAUAACACGCUUCACAAUAUACAUACAGAUGAUUUGUCAGAAAAUAAGAACUCUGAAAAGUAUGCAAAUAAGAAGGAAAAUUCUAACAAAGAAGAAUUUGAAACUACUAAAACUGAGACUGGAGUUAAAGAAGAAACUAAGACCAUAAAUAAACAAGAUAAUAGUAUUGAAACAGAUUUUAAUGACAAUCAAAAUAAAAAUAUAGAAGAAAUUAGACAAUUACAUGAAAAAAUCAAACUUAAGCUUAUGUCAAUAAACAGCAAUUUUAAAAAUACAGCAGAAGUGCAAAAUACCGCAAUAAAAAACAAAAAUGAGACUGAACAUGAGCGCGAUGAAAUAAAAAUUAAAAAUGAUAGUGUUGAGGAUAGUCUGAAAAAGCCAUUUACUAAAAGCUCUCAAGAUAAAGCUUAUGACGAAACGAGUGAUGACGUUUACAACACUAAAAAAAUGAAUAAAGAGGAAAAAGCAGAUGAUGAAAAUGAAACUAUUCAAGCAAAACAAACAAAUUUUGAAACACCUAAACAAAAUCACUAUCGUAAUAUUGAGCUGAGAGAUAAAAAUAUGCAAGAAAAAAGUCAAAAAUUCAGUUUAGAAGAAGGUCAUAAAAGUGAAAGUAAUCAAAGACACGAGAUUUCGUGGAUGUCUCACAAUAGCAUUAAAAGUGACGAUUUAAAUUCUGCAAGUGUGCAGUUUUCAAAAACUAAAAAUAAAGUUCAUAAGCCAACCUCAUCUUCAUUAUCAACUUCAUCUACACAUAGAGUAACAAUUUCACCACCGGUAAACCCAUCGCCUAAAACCACUGUAUUUAAAUAUUUAAUCAAGUCCAAACCAACACAGUCACAUAAAACUUUACCAACUCGAUCAUCUAUUGUUCAUUUUGUUUCUACACAAAAGCAAAUCAAAGUAACACCAACAAGAAAAAUUCCGGCUGUUAAGAGAAGUACAUCAAAUCCUGUAACAAAACUACCAAUUAAAAUGCCUGAACCAAAAGUACUAGAUAAAAGGAAGGCCGAAGCAAUAAUCGAGUUUUUAAAUAAAGAUCCGUUAGAAUCAUGGCGGUAUCACUUUCACACUUUAAAGUCAUUAGACUUAAACUCAUCUAUAUUAAGGUCAGGUUUGGUUAACGCUGGAAGUAUUGAUAGACUUAAAGGUGUAAUGAGAAGGGCGUUAGAAGGGAAAGAUAUUACAUUAAGUAUCAUUGGUGGUUCAAUAAGUGCUGGUGGAGGACUUUAUAAAGAUAGAGGAAAUAUUGAUGGACUUUUUUAUAAAGGACUUGUUGAUUGGUGGAACAAAAUGAUUACGCCAUUGACUGGAUCUGAUAUGAUUGUAAAUAACAUAGCCAUAGGUUCUAUUGGUACAGAUUAUUUUUCAUACUGUGUAAAAAAUCAUAUUGCAACAGAGACUGAUAUUGUUUUAUGGGAAUUAGCGGCAAAUGAUUUUAAUAGGUAUAAAAUGCAACCAACGAAAGGCGCCCGACCCUUAGAAAGAUUAACUCGUAUUGUUUUAGAGUUGCAAAACAAACCCGCUUUAUUAUAUGUAAACUUUUUUAAAGGUGUAGAUUUUAAAGCAUCACGGGAUAGUUGCCCAAACUUUGAAGAUCAAGGCGAAGAUAUUAUUGCUCAUUAUUACAAAAUUCCCUCACUUAGUUGGAGAGCAAUGGUGUGCGGAGCUUUAGUUAGAAAUGAACCAGGCUAUAGUAUAGAAACUUUAUUUAGUCUUGACCAAUACCAUCCUUCGUUAAGAGGUCACGCUCAAAUGUCUCUUUUAUUACUACUCCAUUUACGUCAUGUAAUGAGAGCUGUACUUCAAUGGGCGAUUGACCAUAAUGGGUAUAUUGAAAGAUUUGAAGAUAAAUAUGUAUUACCGGAACCAUUAUUUAUGGGUCUAAAGUCUCCGGAGCCAUUGUGCUGGACACUAAUCACUGCAGACUUAAAUGAAAAAGUUACAAACAACCUAAAAGUUAAAGUUGUAAAAGAGAAUGGAUUUAAGUUAGAAUAUGCAACAAACUUUCCUAUUAGGUUUGAUAAAGUAAUUUGUUGGAAAGCUGAGCACCCUGGUGCUUUAUUAGCAAUACAGUUUUACAUUCCCGAAAAGUACAGUGGAAACGGUUCAAAAAGGUUUCGCUCUGAGGUAGCCAUUACAACGCAUACACGUUGGGGUGGUUCUUCAACCAUAUGGGUAGAUAAUAUGACUGACAGACAAAUAGUAAUAAAAGAAGGACGCCCUAAUGACCCAGGAAAGAGAACUCAAGUUGACAGUAUAACUAGUGACCUUGGACCCGGCACCCACACUUUAAAUGUUCUUUCACAUGAAGGAGCAUUUUGUCUCGCGGCAAUUAUGAUAGAUAGUAGCUAGUUUUAUCCUAGUUUUAGUUUUUUAAUUAAGUUAUUAAUUUUUAUCAAACAAAAAAUUUUAUUAGAGUUUUGCGCAUAGUAAAUAAUUUUUGCGCAUAAUUUAAAGUCUUAUAAAAUAAAAGCUUUGUGGAAUUUAGUAAUGUCUAAUCUAUUUUUUAAAAUAAUUUGUUUUUCGUUCAAUAUUUAAUUUCGUUGAAAACAAACUUCAUAUUUGACGAUUUGUAUAAAUGAAUUUUUUUUUGCUCGAA
Messenger RNA from Hydra vulgaris (swiftwater hydra), 4345 nucleotides. Its product is annotated as myb-like protein X. Lineage: Eukaryota; Metazoa; Cnidaria; Hydrozoa; Anthoathecata; Hydridae. The record is from RefSeq and is a predicted model, not a curated record.